AUGGCACCUCCCAAACUCAAUCCAGUGUUGUUGAGCGCAGUGAGAGUAAGAACGUUGAGAAUGAUCAAACAUACGUUAGACAAUGUGAGCAAAUUGACAGAUGCCUCAGACAUGAGCGUUCUUGUGAUUUUGAAAGAAGACAUGAUGGAAAAAUGGACUAGUUUCGCCAGCGCUUUUGAAGCUCAUGAAGAGUAUCUUACCGCCAACGAUGACAGAGAUAACCCGGAACUGCCAACAAUUACUGAUGAAUUCAUCGCCAUUCAUUCUCAAUUUCUUACAGCAAAAACGCUUGUGCACAAAUUGUUAGCCGCAGUUCCGCCGGUAGGUAAUAUUCAUAACUCGACUUUGAAUCCUCUGGUUGAAGAAAGGCGACCGAAGCCUGCUUGCAAAUUACCACCAGUACGUAUCACUCCUUUUGCUGGCGAUUCGGGUGAUUGGAUUGAAUUCAAAGCCACUUGUUCAAAGGUUUUGACCGAAGAUAUGCCAGACUUUCAAAAACUUCAGCAUUUAAAGGAUGCUUUAAUCGGUGAGCCUCGAAAUCUUGUAGGUUUUGUAAUGCCAAACGAAGGCGCGUAUGAUAAAGCAAUGGAACUGCUUCAAAAUCGAUAUGAAAAUUUCCGAAAGAUCAUCAAUGACCAAUUACGUAAGUUUUUCGACCUUCCAUCAAUCACAACGCCGUCGGCUGAAGCGUUUCGAGCCAUGUUAAAUGUAACGAACGGUUUGUUGGCAACUCUUCAAAGCUGUCACGUCGAUACACAGAGUUGGGAUGCUAUUGUGAUAUUUGUUUUGACACAAAAAUUCGAUGUGUCCACGCUUGAAAUAUGGGAAGAAAAAUUAAAUGGUAAGCGUACGAUUCCACCCUUGAAAACUUUUUUGGAAUUUCUCGAAACGCGUAUCAUCGUUCGAUCUGGAAUGGACAGUAACGAUCAAGUGCCGGGGCAGUCUGAAAAACAACAGAAAUCGUUUGUCAAGCCACCGCAAAAGGUAAAUUCAUUCGCACAUAACAACAAAGACAAAAACGCCCGAAGUUUCUUCACACUUAAGGCUGAGUACAAAUGCGUUUUGUGUGGAAAAAAUCACCUGCCGUCACGUUGUGAUGAAAUCGUGCGCAUUUCAGCUAAGGAACGACAUACUCUUGUGAAACAGAACAAUCUUUGUUAUAAUUGCUUUUAUCCGCAUGCAGUACGCGAUUGCCCGUUUAACCCUGCGUGUAAACGAUGCCCUGAACCUCACCACACCUUAUUGCAUUUGGAUGGCCAAAAAAUGUAUUUGAACAUGGCCAGUGGAAUCAAUGAUUCAUUCGAACAGCAAGAGUCAUCGGAAACAAAUGGUUUAUCGGACGAUACAUUAAGCCAAUUGUCAGCUCAUCACUUUUAUCAUAUAAAAGACGAUGACGAUGCGUUAUUGGCCACUGCUAUGGUGCCGGUGCGUUGCGAAGGUCGUUCAGUUGUAGUCAAAACAUUAGUUGAUCAGGGGUCAACAGCAAAUUUGAUAACAAUACGAGCCUGUCGUUUACUGAAUUUGCGUUUUCCUCGGAAUAAGUCAGCGAUGCUUGGUGUUGGCAAUACCCCCGUCGGCUGUGUCAUCGGGAGAGCACGUUUUGAAAUUGGUUCAGUUCAUAAUCCAGAUUUCAAAUUGAUUAUAAUAGCUAUUGUGGUUCGAAGCAUCGGUGAAGUAAAUGGUGUAAAAAAGGAGGAAACUUCUGCAUGGAAACAUUUGAUCGGUUUGCCACUAGCUGACCCACAAUUUUAUGAAGCAAAUCAUGUUGACAUGCUUCUUGGCUCAGCUGCACACGGCGACAUCAUUAUGGACGGUCUUGUAAAAGGUAAUCGAAAUGAGCCAAUCGCACAACGUACAGAAUUGGGUUGGAUUGUGUCUGGACACAUUGAUGUGACUGAAUCGUUCGCAACGUUCUGCCGUCUAACCACACUUGACGACAAAUUAGAUUCAGAAAAGGAGUUGUGUGAGCAAUUGAAAGCAUUUUGGGAAUUGGAGGAAGUGAAGUACACUCGACAUUUCACUAUUGAUGAGCAAAUGGCUGAAGAAAUAUUCAAAAAUUCAGUCAAACGUACCGCCGACGGCAAAUUUGUGGUUGAUUUGCCAUUCAAAAAGAACCCUUUGAAUGGGAAUUGUUUUGGUGAGUCUCGUUCAUUCGCUGAGAAACGGUAUAAAUCAUUGCAACGUCGUCUUGAAAAGAAUCCACAGCUAAAGAUAAAGUACGACGAAGUGUUGGAGGAAUAUUUAACGUUCGCGCACAUGGAACUAGUCGAAAAUCGUCCUGAACUACAGUAUUUUCUCCCACAUCAUUAUGUAGUGAAGGAGACCAGUAGCACAACAAAGGUGAGAAAUGUUUUCGAUGCGUCGGCAAAAAGCAGCAACGGUAUGUCAUUGAAUGAUAAUUUGUAUGUCGGAGCAACUAUUCAGCCCGAGUUGUUUGAAUUGUUAAUUCAGUGGCGCAAAUAUGAAUUUGCAUUGUCCGGUGACAUUGAGAAAAUGUAUCGAAUGUUUUGGGUGAAUCCAAUUCAUGCGAAUUUCCAAACAAUUUUGUGGCAACGCCCUGGAACCGAUUCAAUUGAAGAAUACCGAUUGUUGACGAUUACGUUCGGUACCAGCAGUGCACCAUUUCAAGCGAUUCGUUGUGUGUAUGAGAUUGGAGAACACGUUAAGGAAACAAAUGCACAGCUCGCUGAAAUGAUCCAAAAGUGUUUUUACGUUGAUGAUUUCUUGAAGUCAUUUACUAGCAUCGAGUCAGCGGUCGAAAUGCGAGAGUUUCUCACUGAAACACUAGCCGAGUACGGUCUUCGUUUACGAAAAUGGAAGUCAAAUGAUGAACGUACGCUUGCAAAUGUUGAUUGUGUAGACAAAGAACCACUAGCAUUCGAUUCAACUUUAAAAACGUUAGGUAUUUCAUGGCAACCGAGUUCCGAUGUUUUUGUGUUCAAACCAUCUGAGACCAUACAAGCUGUGAAUUGGACAAAAAGGAAAAUUUUGUCUGAAGUGGCAGAGUUGUUCGACCCUUUAGGUUGGCUUGCUCCGUGUAUAAUCAGAGCAAAGAUAUUAUUGCAGGACAUUUGGCAUUUGCCUCGAACUAUUGAAUGGGAUUCCGAAUUGCCUGCCCACAUUGUGUCACAAUGGGUGCCUAUUGUAACUGAGUUGAUCGCACCAAUACCGAUACAAAUACCUCGUUGGUUGAGAUUAUCCAAUCGAGAUUUAAAUGUAGAAAUUUAUGGCUUUUGCGAUGCUGCGAACAGUGCGUACGAUGCAUGUGUAUAUUUACGUGUCACGAACGAAGAUGGAACAACAUCAUGUAAUUUGGUCGCUGCAAAAUCUAAAGUCGCUCCCGUGCGUGCAGUAACAAUCCCACGGUUGGAAUUAUGUGGGGCUGUGUUGCUGGCCAAAUUAUUGCGUCGGUGUUGUCAAGCGCUAUCGCUCAGCGACUGUCGAAUUCAAGCUUGGAGUGACUCAAAAAUCGUUCUUGCGUGGAUCUCCACACACCCAAGCAAAUGGUCAACGUUUGUAGCCAAUCGUGUGAGUGAAAUACAACAAACGUGCGAAGCCGGAAACUGGUUGCAUAUUCCUACGAAACUGAAUCCAGCUGAUAUUGGCUCUCGCGGCAUGUCAAUCAAUGAAUUGAAAGAUUCUUCGCUGUGGUGGAAUGGUCCGAAAUUUUUAUUUUCGACCUCCGAACAAUGUCCGUCACAAAAUUAUAAUUUGCCAAUUGACACAGCACCAGAAAAGAAACGCGCUGUAAAAAUUCAUCAUGUGCACGAGCCCAAGCACAAUUACGUGUUGGAAUACUUUUCCACGUCUUUUGCGAUUCACGGCGUACGCAAUGCGUUGGCGUACCAAAACCAUAAACAAAUCCGUUUCAUUCGAACCUAUGAUCACGGCUUGCGAGUUAAAUACGGCAGAAAAUCGAUGGGUAAAGAUGAUUCAAUUGGAAAGUUUCGGUCAUGA
This is a messenger RNA of Sitodiplosis mosellana (orange wheat blossom midge), 3957 nucleotides long. RefSeq lists its product as uncharacterized. The record is from RefSeq and is a predicted model, not a curated record. The coding region runs from base 1 to 3957 and encodes 1318 amino acids. The transcript has a single exon. Lineage: Eukaryota; Metazoa; Arthropoda; Insecta; Diptera; Cecidomyiidae.